Colletes gigas is the source of this 2481-nucleotide messenger RNA. It is a transcript of the gene GTPBP1, whose product is annotated as GTP-binding protein 1. Gene Ontology annotation, molecular function: GTP binding; translation elongation factor activity; GTPase activity. The record is from RefSeq and is a predicted model, not a curated record. Gene Ontology annotation, biological process: translational elongation. The transcript is spliced from 11 exons. Lineage: Eukaryota; Metazoa; Arthropoda; Insecta; Hymenoptera; Colletidae. Bases 438 to 2342 code for a protein of 634 amino acids.
AGUGUUAUAGAUAUAGAUCAUCAUCUUGUAUGGAAUGAGAUCGUGCAAUCAUGACAGCUUUUUCGUAAGUGCAGUGGUGUUUUCUUACGUGUAAAGUUUUGCUGCGCUCACGCAAAAGAAUAGUGCACAACAUAAAUCUACCGUAACAGAUUUGUAAAAAAGAAUGUGCAUAAAAUACAUAUGUAUAUGUUGUACAUUUUUUAUAAGUUAAUAUAUAUUAACAUAAAAAUCAUUAUAUGACAGUUAUGCAUAUGUUAAUACCAAGAAUCUAUAGAAGACGAUUUGGAUUCAAAUAUUGGAAGAUGUUCAUCGCACCGAUGCGUGUACAAACAGUUUAAAUUUUUAUAUGAAUUACUGUAUAGAAAUCAUUGACAGACAAAAUUGAUUAAACUAUUAAAACCUAUAUAUAUAUAUAUAUAUAUAUAUAUACAUAAAUCAUGGCAGGAAGUGGAUCCAUUAUCAUACCAACCAUAAAACAAUUAUAUGAGAAAGAUCAUGCGCCUACGUCUAAUAUAGAUUAUUCUAGUAUAAGAGGAAAGAGUGUUUUAGUUAGUCCGUCAGAAGAUCAAUAUGAAUUAUUACUUAGACGCUUAAAAGAGAGAAUUCAAGACGGUGGUAGUGAAACAAUUUUUGAUAUUGGUAUUGGCGAAGAUGGCUCGGAAGAUGGUUUAAAAGAAGACGAGUACGAAGCAUCUGUUGCUACUUUGCAGUCUCUUGCUGCUACGUUAGAAGCAGACUGUGUGCUUCUGCGUCAAAAUAAAGUAGACCAAGGCCUUGUAGGACAAUAUCUAGUGCGACAACGUCUAGAUAGACAAGAUUUCUUAGAAAUUAGGGUGGCUGUUGUUGGUAAUGUAGACGCUGGAAAGUCAACACUUUUAGGUGUAUUAACGCAUGGGGAACUCGAUAACGGUCGAGGAUUGGCUCGUCAAAAAUUAUUCCGUCAUAAACACGAGGCUGAGACAGGCCGUACCAGUUCGGUUGGAAAUGAUAUUCUCGGAUUUGACAGCGUUGGAAAUGUUGUAAAUAAGCCGGAGCAUGGAUCCUUGGAUUGGGUAAAAAUAUGUGAGAAAUCUUCUAAAGUUAUAACAUUCAUUGACCUUGCUGGACACGAAAGGUACUUAAAAACAACUGUUUUUGGAAUGACAGGGCAUGCGCCUGACUUUGGUAUGUUAAUGGUUGGAGCAAAUGCUGGUAUUGUUGGAAUGACAAAAGAACACUUGGGCUUAGCUUUAGCUUUAUCGGUACCAGUAUUUGUUGUAGUUACAAAAAUUGAUAUGUGCCCGCCAAACAUAUUGCAAGAAAAUUUAAGACUGUUAAUAAGGAUUUUGAAAUCUCCCGGCUGUAGGAAGGUACCAGUUACCGUGAAAACACCUGACGAUGUUGUCGUCAGUGCUACUAAUUUUGUAUCAGAACGGUUAUGCCCAAUUUUUCAAGUAUCGAACGUAACUGGUGAGAAUUUAAAUCUCCUUAAAAUGUUUUUGAAUUUAUUAACGGCAAGAAUAACUAGUCAUGACGAUGAACCAGCAGAGUUUCAAAUAGACGAUACAUAUUCAGUACCAGGCGUUGGUACUGUAAUUUCUGGAACAACUCUGAAAGGUGUUAUAAAACUAAACGACAUAUUAUUAUUAGGACCUGAUCCUUUGGGUCGUUUUAUUCCAAUCGCAGUAAAGAGCAUACAUAGAAAAAGAAUGCCUGUUCGUGAAGUGAGAGGCGGUCAAACUGCUAGUUUUGCAUUAAAGAAAAUAAAAAGAUCACAAAUUCGAAAGGGUAUGGUAAUGGUUGCACCGGCGUUAAAUCCACAGGCAUGUUGGGAAUUUGAAGGGGAAAUUCUUGUACUGCAUCAUCCGACAACAAUUAGUUCCUGUUAUCAAGCAAUGGUGCAUUGUGGAAGUAUAAGGCAAACAGCAUCCAUUAUUUCUAUGUCGCAAGAUUGUUUAAGAACCGGAGACAAAGCUUUAGUACGCUUUAGAUUUAUAAAACAUCCCGAAUACAUAAAACCAGGACAAAGAAUGGUGUUUAGAGAAGGACGUACUAAAGCAGUAGGCAAUGUAUUAAAACUUAUUCCAUAUUCUAGUACUACAACAAUGCAAACGAGUAGGUCCAAUAAACCAAAUAAAACAUCUCAAAAUCGUCAAAGUUCUUCAUCCAUGAUGCAAUCGUUAGAUGCAACGGAAACAAGUUCUUCGUUUGAAGGACAGUCAUCCAAACAAGAAAAUAUGCUUCAAAAGUCUGGCAUGAACCAAAAUAAGAAAAAUAGGGGAAGAAAAGGAGGGAGAUCUCAUAAUACUGUGAAUAAUAUUAUUCAACCUUUAUCGGAACAAAAUCCUCCUAAGAAAGUAUAACCGACAUUUAUGUACAAAAUUAAUAUACAUACGCGCGCGCACGGGUGUGCUAGGCUUCAUACAUGAAACGUUUUCAAUUCUUGAGUUAUUUCUAAACAGAUUUUAUUUUAAUUUUCUUUUUCUUCCUAAAAAGUAUUAC